Molecule: messenger RNA, 3939 nt
Organism: Lethenteron reissneri (Far Eastern brook lamprey)
Lineage: Eukaryota; Metazoa; Chordata; Hyperoartia; Petromyzontiformes; Petromyzontidae
Molecular function (GO): zinc ion binding
Source: RefSeq, a predicted model, not a curated record
GAAGUGCUCUUCUGAAGUUUUCCGCGUCUCGGAUAGUUAACCGAGGACUUGGGAACGGCGUCGCGAUCGCGAGGAGGGUCGUGAGCCCCCCGUCCGCAGGGAAUAUUGUCCCGCCGCUGGUUCGAGCGCUUGCGGUGCGGGGCGGUGCGGUGCCCCGGGCUGUUUCUGCGCGGCGCUCGCUGCGAUGUUGAAGCAGCUGGGGCGCGGGGAGGACGACACGGAGGACGAGGACGUCAGCUUCGCCCGCUGGAUGGGCAGCUUCUGGGGGAACAGGAACCGCGACGCGGCCUCUGCGGGCUCUGCGGGUGUCGCGGGGCCCUCUUCCUCCUCCUCCUCCAGCGGCCGUCGUUCCUCCGUGCCCUGCGCGGUCUCGCAGUCCAAGUUGCCUCAUGGGCAUCGCCGCAGGGUCUCUGAAAAUGCCCAGCAGAUUUUCUCACAUCCGGCCCAGGAGGAGCGUCUCAGGACUCCAUCCCCACAAGCCUCUUCGACGCUACCCGGCUGCAGUCAGAAGCUCUUCACCCACACGUUUCACCCCGCAUCGCAGGGCCUCUCCAGGCUUUGCAGCAAAAGAGCACGAGGGUCGGGCGUCGUGGUUAGCGAGCAGAGGCCCAUCGCAACCCUCGGGGCUACGGAGCGGGCAAGACGCUGCGUCGCUGCGUUCCAAGCCACAAAGGCUCCCCAUCUCCAAGCGGAACAGCGUCUCGAGCCUCUUGGAACAACCGGCGCGGGGAGCUCUGUCACAGAGUGAACGGGCGUCGGGCGUUCGUGCGGGCCCGGUGACACGGGCGGCGUCACCGUCGGAGUCGCCGCCCGACCGCUGCUGCUCCCCGCAAGGCCUCCGCGUGUGUGGCCCCAGACGAGGCGGCGGGGUCCCUUCCAGAGUGUCGCCUGAGGGCGGGAGAGCACAGCCUCCCUCCAGCUCCGCAGUCCUGGAAACUCGUCAUCAUGAAGAAGUUUGGCUGGUGGAGCAAAAGUCGAUGUCCUUUCCUUCUGCCGGAGGGGAGUAGCUGGAACAGAGAGUAUCCAGGGUGCGAGGAAUCGUCCGCAAUCUUCCUCGCUCACUUCAGGGUCCUCAAAGUGUGCAGGUCCUCAAGGGACGAUAUGGAGGAGGUGUGCUCCGUGUGCAAGUCUGUCAUGCACCCGGGCUCUGUGCAGCAAAUCUGGUGCAGCCAUCGCUUCCACAGGAAGUGCAUCCACGGGUGGCUGAAGCGGCGGUGGAGCUGCCCAACCUGCCAGGCGAGGGCUCCUCCCCACGGAGGCCAGGGGGCAGCCUGAGCGGCCUCCUCCUCAUCCUCCUCAUCCUCCUCCAGUCUCUGUCCACUGUUGGACAAAGCCCUCUUCACUCUUCGUUUCUCAUCUCUGAUGUCCCACUUGAGUUCAUCCCCUCCAACCGUUGCCACUCUGUCUCUCCGUUAAAUGUAACCUGCAAGGGACUGCGUUGGCAGUGGCGGUAAAGAGGAUGAUUCCGAUGCACCUCCCCCCACAGUGGUGAUUGACGCUGCCUGCGUGGGGUUUCGCGUCUGUGUGUUUCGGCUCCCCGUUGUGCUUUCUGUUGUUCGGCGCGAUGUCCCGACGUUUCGCCCCACAGCCUGGGAGCUUCUUCAGGGAUGUGAGUAAAUGCAAUUCCAGAAGAAAAUGCAAUUCCAGAAGAAGCUCUCAACACGUGGAGCGAAACGUCGGACAUGAUUGCCCAAGAACAUGCGGCACAACCCGAAAACACAUCAGAGAGCUAUGUUCAGCAAGGCAAUAGUAGUGAAAAUACUAAAAUGUAUUCUAUGAGUCAAGUCAAAUGGUCUCCCUUCCCCAGCAGUCUGUGCUCUUUUGGUGGACCUGGGCCACUGGUGUAAACUCCACAUUUGUAUGACAGGAUCAUAUUGACUAUCCCCACAAUGAUACUCGCUUUACGGUAUUGACCUCAGGAAUUUCUGAAUAACAAACAUGUGAUUAUUAAUUGAAACGAAACCAAAAAAAUAGAGGAAGUUAUCUUUGUGAACUGUGCUGUACGCUUAACAUAGUAAUAAAAAGUGUGGAUAUGGCAUUGUAUAGGGUUAAGAUCUAUUAUAGGGUUAAGAUCAUCGUUUUUAAAUGUAAACGAUUUCACAAUCGAUGAACCGUUCCGAAAGUCAGGGACCGGCAGUGGGUUUCAGUGAAAGUUGAAUAUUCAAUGCACCGAUUGGCACGCGUGAAUGUACAAACAACACUGCAGCCCAAUUCACCACUGGGUAACAUUUUCGCUAGUUUUUCACUUAAAAGAUAAAGGUGGAACCCUGCGAUCGCUCGGUUGCUCGUAGGGAGCUUUAGAGGGUAUUGAUCUGAUUUAAUGAUGACCAGACAUCUUGGAAAAGGUGGGCUUACUCACACUUUUAUCCACCGCAAGCAACCUGCUGAUCGACUGUGGUGAACUCAUUUGUGCUGCUGGUGAACCGGAGAUGGGGUAUUCAUGACACGUGCGCCAUUCAUUCAAUUGCCUUGCUGGGAGAUGGAAUAGAACCAGCGACCUCUGGGUUGCAAGUCAAGCAUGCUCGUCAUUUCACCAUGGCAACUCCCUUCGUUUCUCGGUUACAAAGGUGAAAUCGUAAUAUUUGUUUCUGGACAUUUCUAUAUGUGCGGUAAACCGGUAAUCGUUUUUUUUUUUACCGGUUAAAGAAAAAACAUAGUUUAACAACCCUGGCGAGGCUGUCCACCUACUCACGAGCUGUGACAUGCGUGCGGCUGAAUCACUGAUUGGGCUGGGUGACCCGACUUUUCCAAUGAGUAGGAUGCAACUUGAAAGAGGCGCUGGGUGGAAUCUACCAGCAAACAAAUCCCGCGGGGAGAAAACCCGCGAGGGUUGCAGAUCUUCGUUCUGUAUCUUUUUUUUAUCUCGUGCAAGGUUUCAGCUGUGCCAUAUGUUAUGGGAAAUCCCAGCUGCUCUCACAUCACCCCGUGGAAUUCAUGAACAUUCACAAAAUAAACAAAUUAGCCACCUGAUUUUACAGGAGUUUUUUUGCAGUCAUAAUUAAUAUUAAUGUAAUUACGUGUAUUACAAUGAAUAUGUAUACUCCGUAGUUAUUUUCAUGUUACUUUAUAUGCGUACAAAAAUAUGGUCAGGGGAUUUUCUAAUUAUUUUAAACAGUAAUUGUUGAUAAAAUAUCUAAGAAACUAUUUUACAAUUAAUCGUAAAAUUUACCUCAUUCCACAGUCAUUGCGCUCUAUAUGCUAUUCAGCAAAAAAUAUUGCUUGACAUUUUAUUUUCAAUUACAGUAUUGGUUAAGUUCAUUAGUAAGUGGUGAUAACAUUGGAAAUGCCAAACAUUUGGAGGUGUAAUAAUUUUCAUAAACAGAAUUUUAGUAUACUGUUGGAUUCAUGUAAUUCCAUAAAUGUAUGCCACAAUGCUUUGGAACAAAUUAAUAUCUGAGUAUAUGUUCAUGAUAAUGUUUCAAAUAAAAUAUGUGGACGUCAGUUAAUUGACUAAAGACUCGUAUAAAUAGUGUCCUGACGGAUAAAAGACAAACAUCAAUAUGAUUUCAGUUGGUUAAUAGUUAAUACAUUUUUUAAUGGAUAGUUUUUUUGAACGAGUUUGAAGGAUGGAUAAGUAGGCCAAACACCCUCUAGAGGGGAUUUCGAAUGCUCCCUCUAGCGGAUGCCAUUCUGUCAGCAGUGGAAUAAGAAAGCAAUUAUAGGGCUGAACCUUUGGCUUUUCUGGCUUUUUGAUUUUCAGGAAAUACAGAAUGACAGCUGCAAAGUAUGGAAGUGAAAAAAAAUCGGAAAUGUUUUUACAACAUUUCUGAAUCUGUAAAGAACCAUGUGAUAAUUAUGACAUGUUUGUGUUAUUCGAAACAAUGGCUGUAAACAUCGAUUGCCAUGGAGAUUAGAGUAGCAAUGGAAAGUGAUGAGAAAUACCGUUAAUAACGAUGCAUUUGGCUAUCGGCAGAAUUUGGCUAAUAGCUCCUAAGACAG